AUGUCGUCUCUCCCCUCCAGCGCCUCCACGGGCAAAGAUUCCGGCCUCCGCGUUCCCAGCAAUGGCAAAACCAUCUACCACCGCCCGCUCAACCGCACCAAGGCGUCCGAGCUCAGCCAGGCCAGCUUUGCCUUUCUGUUCUCCGAGAUGGUCGCGUAUGCGCAGAAGCGCGUAAAGGGAAUCCAAGAGUUGGAACACAGACUCAACGUUCAGGGCCACUCCAUAGGCAUCAAGCUCCUCGAUCUUCUUCUCUACCGUGAGCCCGUUCGGACGCAGCUGCGGCCCCAAAACAUAGUUGCUCUCCUCCACUUCGUGAAACAAAACGUAUGGCAGCAUCUCUUCGGCAGACAAGCGGACAGACUAGAAAAAUCGACGGAUGCAGAGAAGCCAGACGAGUACAUGAUUAUCGACAACGAGCCGCUCGUCAACCAAUACAUUAGCGUACCCCGCGAAAUGAGCCAGUUAAAUUGCGCCGCCUUUGUGGCUGGAGUCGUGGAAGGGGUAUGUGACGGCGCAGACUUCCCUGCAAGGGUGACGGCACAUACUGUCGGAGAGGGCGAGAUGUGGCCCGGAAAGACUGUUUUCCUGGUCAAGUUCAGGAGCGAAGUGGUAGAGAGGGAGGCUUUCUUGGCCAAGACUUGA
Trichoderma gamsii is the source of this 642-nucleotide messenger RNA. RefSeq names its product trafficking protein particle complex subunit 5. The transcript is spliced from 2 exons. Bases 1 to 642 code for a protein of 213 amino acids. The record is from RefSeq and is a predicted model, not a curated record. Gene Ontology annotation, cellular component: TRAPPII protein complex; TRAPPI protein complex; TRAPPIII protein complex. NCBI's taxonomy places the organism in Eukaryota, Fungi, Ascomycota, Sordariomycetes, Hypocreales, Hypocreaceae. Gene Ontology annotation, biological process: endoplasmic reticulum to Golgi vesicle-mediated transport.